Molecule: messenger RNA, 1187 nt
Organism: Solanum tuberosum (potato)
Lineage: Eukaryota; Viridiplantae; Streptophyta; Magnoliopsida; Solanales; Solanaceae
Product: bet1-like protein At4g14600
Exons: 6
Coding region: 442-843 (133 amino acids)
Source: RefSeq, a predicted model, not a curated record
AGCAUUUGAUUACAAAUUGUUCUAAUUCAGCUACAUCUUUAACAUUUUUUUUUGGUUAUAAUCGAAACAAAGUGCCAUCUUUAUUAACCCCAAACCAACCCAGCUCUUCGGAUUUACGGCUAGCCCAAUUGAGAUCCGAUCCAAUUCCCUCGUUAAUCCAAUCAUCUUCAUUCAUACACAAACCCUAAUAAUCUCUCCUCUCUCAGCAACUCGACGCCGGCCAAAUCGGUAAAGGAUUCGAGGAAAUCUCGCCUCGUACAGCCAUUGUUCGCCGGAAACCAUCAACUCCUCUUGUUUUCUCCUCAAGCACGAGCUCCAAACGUGUCAUUUCUGUUGACUCCACUGUGAGAUUCGAAGCAUUUUCAUCUCUCCCUCGCUUUAGUUGGCUGCCCCCGAGAAAGGGUUUCGACGUGUCUUCAAUCUCAUCUGUCCCUUCUUUCAAUGGCUUCUAGCUCUCAUAGAGGUGGUGAUUUCUACGGUGCGGCUUCCCACAGAUCCAGAGAUGGAUUGAGUACGAGGCCAGUAGGUGGUUCAGAUGAAAUACAGUUGCGGAUUGAUCCCAUGCAUGGAGACCUGGAUGAUGAGAUCACUGGUCUUCGCAAGCAAGUAAAACAGCUCAGAAAUGUAGCACAAGAAAUUGAGUCGGAAGCAAAGUAUCAGAAUGAUUUUAUUAACCAACUGCAAAUGACGUUGAUCAAAGCUCAAGCAGGAGUAAAGAACAACAUGAGAAGGUUGAACAGGAGUAUCAUCCGGGAAGGAUCAAACCAUGUGAUGCAUGUGGUUCUUUUUGCACUAUUUUGCUUCUUUGUGAUAUAUUGGUUGGCCAAGUUUUCACGGAGAUAAGGGCAACCCUAUCUUUCUAUGCUUGUUUGCAUCCUGGCAAAGUUCUGAUGAAGACACAAUCUAUUCAAACCAUCAAACAAAUGCUAAGCACUGACAGAUCAGUGAUUGGGGAGAGUAAGGGUGCAGGCGCAGCUUUAGAAACUCCGAAUAUUAGUCUUAUGUAAAGUUUCCUAAUCUGUGGAAGCACCCGUGGGACAAAAAAUCCUAGUGAAGAAAAAAGAUCAUAUCUUGUAAUAUACAUUGUUUGAUACCUUGUUAAAAUCUCGAUAGAUGAACUCAGUGAGACAAAAUCUCUCUAAGAGAAAUUUUACUUCUAUGAUAAAAACAUCAUUUGAUAUUCCAUA